Guyanagaster necrorhizus is the source of this 3170-nucleotide messenger RNA. RefSeq names its product argonaute-like protein. Gene Ontology annotation, molecular function: protein binding; RNA binding. The transcript has 26 exons. NCBI's taxonomy places the organism in Eukaryota, Fungi, Basidiomycota, Agaricomycetes, Agaricales, Physalacriaceae. The record is from RefSeq and is a predicted model, not a curated record. Bases 305 to 2965 code for a protein of 886 amino acids.
UUGAGGCAGUGUUUCCGAAUUGCUAUCUCAUUCUUCAAGCAUUCAAUGCGUUCGACUUUCAAUACAACUAUCAGUCCUUGUCUUUCGAACAGGACGGUAACCAGGACCUUCUGCUCAUGUUGCUGAUCUCUCUGGAAACAGCUCGCACUGUUUUCGGUUCCCCAUUACACAUGUACUGAUAAUUACGGUUUCGGACCGAAUUGGCCCUGAACUGACUCAAAGCGGAGAACAAAGGAAGACGCUUUUUAACCGUUUCUUUUUAGCAUGUCAUUGUUUCUUAUCCACCACCCAUCUCAUCGUUCAAAUGCCCCCAAAAUCAACUCAAGCCCUUUCCCGUCCUGCUGGCCCUGCGAUUCUCGGUUUGCGUGGAGGAGCGCGUCGCGGUGCACCCCGCCUGCAAGUCAUCCCAGCUUUGAAUAGUGGCGACCAUAUUACGACGGUUGGCGUCAAGCGAUCGGCGUUCGGUGCCACUGGUAGAUUGGUCAAAAUUAAGAUCAAUGCCUUCCCUACUACGGUGCCCGAAUGCACCAUUUACCAGUACGACGUCGUCUCAUCGGACAAGAUGACGGAGAUCGCGCCUGAGGUCUUCAACCCUCGCGCCGUUUACGAUGGACGCAAGAUUGCAUUCACGGUCAAGAGACUCGACGUUGACGAGAAAGGUUCGGUCGAGUUCAAGAUUCCAUACGGAAACAAACCGUCGGGCCCAAAUUCAACUCCACCACGCGUCUUCAAGAUAAAGCUUACGGAGGCUUCAGUCGUCAACCCACAGGUUCUAAAACGGUUUAUCGAGGGUAAUCAGUCACUCGAGAACAGUGUCUUGACGGCGAUCACGGCUCUGAACGUCGUUGUACGCAUGGAACCUUCCCUCAACCACCCCUUUAACAUCCGCUCCUUCUUCACUGACUCUGAGAUUUCAAAUGUCGGACUCGGCGUCCAGCUCUGGCGGGGAUACUUCCAGUCCGUGCGACCCACCAUCGGAUCGAUGUUCAUCAACAUCGAUAUUUCCACGGGGGCGAUGUACAUGCCUGGGACACUAACUGAUGUUCUUUUGCAGAUGCUUGGAAGGAAGAACACAGCCUUGAACCCGAGGACGUUCAUCCCUGGUCCGGGGCUUACCGCUAGUGAUAUCCGCAAACUGAGUAGACAGAUUAGCGGCGUGCGUGUUACGGUAAGGUUCCCUGGGCGGUCGGAUCUCGAAAGGGUCGUGAGGAAGCUAUCGUUGGAGGGAGCUCGUGCCAUGUGGUUCACGUCCCCCCAGAAUGGACUGACGAACGUCGUGGACCAUCUCCAGCGGAUGUAUAAUGUGCGCUUACAGUACCCCGACUUCAUUUGUGCGGAGAUCGGGAAUGGUGCUUUCAUACCUAUCGAGCUCUGCUAUAUCAAGCCUGGCCAGAUCAUGCGGAAGCAAAUUUCGGGAGAGGUCAUCGCGAAAGUUCGAGACUUCUCGACGAUGAAGCCGAAUGACCGACUGAGGAGUAUCACGCAGGGACUUGAUGUACUGGCGUAUGGUCGCUCGGAGUACGUGCAGCAUUUUGGCAUGACCGUAACCUCUCGCGAACCUCUCGAGGUUAACGCGCGAAUCUUGGUCCCGCCUGUCCUGGAGUAUGGUAAGAACAGUCGACAAAAGACAAUUACACCUAAGGAUGGGAAAUGGAACAUGACGGACAAACACCUCUUCGAGCCGAAACGUGUCACGAAGUGGGUGCUGAUCAUAUUCGAGUUAAAGAAGCACUUUGACCCGGUGACAUGUUCAAAAAUGACUAAAGCAUUUAUCGAUGCGUGUAAGAAAGUCGGUAUCCAGAUUGACGACCCAGCCCAAACGACGUGGUUCAAUGGCCAAGGUACGGUCGAACAAGGCCUCGUUGAUGCUGCCCGAAUGAAGCCAACUCUCAUCGUUGCCGUCUUGCCGACGAAUGCUAAUGAUAUCUACAACAAGAUAAAACAUUUCGGUGAUUGUGUUGCUGGUAUCCCGACGCAAUGCAUGAUUGGACACAAGUGCUCGUAUGCCAAACCGCAAUACUUUGCGAAUGUGUGCUUGAAGCUGAAUGUCAAGCUUGGAGGAAUCAAUCUUAUUCCGUCGUCAGAGUCUGUGACUGCCCUGACGGACUCACGGUACCCGACUAUGAUCAUCGGUGCGGAUGUUAUGCAUCCUCCUCCCGGGGCUAACGACCGCCCGUCGUACACGGCUGCGGUCGGUAGUGUGGACUCACACACAGCAAGAUACGUCGCGACGAUGCAAGUCCAGAAAGGACGACAGGAAAUCAUCGAGCAUUUCCAGGCCAUGUGUGAGGAGCUGAUCAUGGAUUAUUGUGGCUACCACCAACACGUGGAGAAGAAGACUCCGGCGCAGAUUAAGCCUAAGCGUAUCAUUGUUUAUCGAGAUGGUGUUUCUGAAGGACAAUUUAAGGAGGUUCUCGAUACUGAACUCGCAGCACUGAAAGCGGCGUGCAAGAAAUUGGCAGUGGACGCCAAGAUCACGUUUAUCAUUGUUGCAAAGCGUCAUCAUAUUCGGUUCUUCCCGACAAGCAGAGAAACUGCAGAUGAUACUGGCAAUUGCCAAGCAGGCACCGUUGUCGAUCGAGGCAUCGGCCACCCCACCGAAUUUGACUUUUAUCUUCAGAGUCAUGGGGGAUUGUUGGGAACCAGUCGGCCCACGCAUUAUUCGGUUCUACAUGAUGAGAAUCAGAUGACUCCUGACAACCUUCAAACGCUCACAAACGCUCUAUGCUACGUAUACGCCAGGUCGACACGAGCGGUAUCUAUACCAGCACCCGUUUAUUAUGCGGACAUGGUAUGUUCCCGAGCAAACUAUCAUUUCUCUCCCGACUCGCCCUUGGGGAUGGACGAAGAUUGGAGCGCCUCCUCAGAUACGGGUUCGGGAACGCCUGCAGAAAUUCUUGAGAAGUACCGCAGGUUCUUUAAGCCUGUGCAUAAAGACCAAAGAAAGAAGAUGUACUUCCAGUGAUCUAUUCUCUUGUUGUAUUUUGAAACGUCCAGUCAAGUUUUCUUCCCUUAAUGACAUGCUUUGUUUGGCAUAGCCCUGUGAGAACGAGGUAAGGACCUGUUGGGCUGCGGGACCUUUUCAUGGCGUUCUAGGCUCUUGUCUCCUAAAAUGGGGUCCCCUUGGACCGUUCCUUCUAUUUCAAUGGAUCGAUCUAUCUGUAAUGAAU